This is a messenger RNA of Aureobasidium melanogenum CBS 110374, 1362 nucleotides long. RefSeq lists its product as uncharacterized. The transcript is spliced from 2 exons. The annotation marks the transcript as partial. The record is from RefSeq and is a predicted model, not a curated record. NCBI's taxonomy places the organism in Eukaryota, Fungi, Ascomycota, Dothideomycetes, Dothideales, Saccotheciaceae.
GGCCCUACUAUCUACCCAGUUCUUUUUGCCGCCCUUAUUGGUAGAGCCUUGAAGUCGAUCGCAUUCUGGAAACUCCAAAGAGGCAGUAAAAUUGGCACCCUCGAUCGAGUCCUAGGCAGUAUGACCAUCGUCCAGACGGUUCUCACACAAGUUCAGAUGAGAUCUUUGAGCCUGUUGGGCUUUUUGCUCAUAGUAAUCUGGUCGCUCUCUCCGUUGGGCGGUCAAGCUUCGCUACGAAUCAUUCGCUCAAACUUGCAGGCAAACGAUACCAUAUGGCGACUCCAGUAUGUCAAUACCAGCUCGAACGUGCUGACUGGUAUCUACGAAGGUGCAGACACUGCUUCGCAGUUUGUGCCAGUCAACGCGCUCUUUGGCGCAGCCUUGGUUGGUGCGUCGUCGAGUUCAUCGUCCUCUGUUGAUGCGUGGGGUAAUAUCAAGAUCCCCUGGAUUGAGAGGUUGAACACCACGUGGGAAGAUGCCGAGGGAUGCAUGUACGAUUACAACCAAUCCUGGGAUUCUCCAGUCAACACUCGGCUGCGACACAUUACCUACAUGGAAAACAACAACGGUCCAGCCCAUUGGGUGGCUGCUAAUUGCACCAUCAGAACGACGUACGUCGAAGUCAACGUAUUCUGUGCAACAGGCAGCUGCACAGGGGUGAAGAUGAGAAAAUCACGUCGACCAUGCUCGCCAGAAAGCUGGACGGUUUUUGACGUUGCCGGAUCCGCAUUCUAUUGGUUCAGUCCACGUUUCGUGGGUGCUCUUCCAGCAGGUCAUUCUGUAGUCGCGUCUCCGUAUCAGAAUUUCAUCCUUAACCCGGAGAAUCCAUUUCCUACCUCUUUCAACGUACCGCCGGUCACAACGGUCUCGAAUUCCACCUUUGCCUUACGGCUGGGUCAAUUGCUCAACACAUUCUGGAUGGCGAUGCUAGCACCGACGGCAGUCCCUAAAGGCCUUCGAAAUUCAAAUCUCACUGCGGAUACGGCAGAGAUAGGCACAGUACUAUCGAACACAACAGUUACUGAGACACAGACUGAAUUUGUGUUGGAGUGUGACACAUUCUGGUUUGUGGUCUUGCUUCUAUCGUCAGGCGUCACAGCUGUCAUAGGUCUCUGCGGGUUGGUAGCAGCUAUGUGUAGCCGCGGACCAGACAUUUCGUUCAACAUCUCCUCACUAAUCAAAGACAGUCCAUUCUUUGAUCAAACCAACGUGGCAACUACACUCAGUGGCACAGACAGAUCCGUACUAAUGAAGGAUUGGUAUGCCAAGUACGGAGAUGUCGCUGCUGAAGAUGAGGUUGGGUAUAUUGCUAUUGGAAGCGGAAAUGUAGCAGAUCUGCAGACAGGGCGCCUGUAUAGGUGA